Messenger RNA from Octodon degus (degu), 1463 nucleotides. It is a transcript of the gene Qtrt2, whose product is annotated as queuine tRNA-ribosyltransferase accessory subunit 2. The transcript is spliced from 9 exons. Bases 104 to 1351 code for a protein of 415 amino acids. The record is from RefSeq and is a predicted model, not a curated record. NCBI's taxonomy places the organism in Eukaryota, Metazoa, Chordata, Mammalia, Rodentia, Octodontidae. Gene Ontology annotation, molecular function: tRNA-guanosine(34) queuine transglycosylase activity.
GGGGUACCAAGAAUUCUGUGAACCGGACACGUGGUUUGGAGUUUGGGGGUUUUAAAGCUCAAAAGACUUGGGAGGUUUGCAGGCCUUAGAGGAAUACCUAAGGAUGAAGCUGAAUCUUACCAAGGUAGUUAAUGGCUGCCGUCUAGGAAAAAUACAAAAUCUGGGCAAGACAGGAGACCACACCAUGGACAUUCCAGGCUGCCUUCUAUACACCAAGACAGGCUCUGCCCCUCAUCUCACCCAUCACACUCUGCAUGAUAUCCAUGGGGUUCCUGCCAUGGCCCAGCUUACACUCUCAUCCCUAGCAGAGCAUCAUGAGGUCUUGGCAGAAUAUAAGAAAGGAGUUGGAAACUUUAUAGGCAUGCCGGAAAUGCUUGUAUACUGCUCCCUGCAUGAUCCAGUUAGCCCCUGCCCAGCUGGUUAUGUCACAAAUAAGUCUGCAUCUGUAUGGGGUGGUGGAGGAAGAGUAGAAAUGACAGUUUCCAAGUUCAUGGCAAUUCAGCAGGCCCUUCAGCCAGACUGGUUCCAGUGCCUCUCAGAUGGAGAGGCAUCUUGUGAGGAAGGAACUUCCAUAAAAAGAGCCAGAAAGUCCGUAGACCGAUCACUUCUGUUUCUGGACAGCUGUCUGCGGAUACAAGAAGAGUCAAAGGUCCUUCAGAAAAGUAUGAUCAUUGGAGUGAUUGAAGGUGGAGAUGUGAUGGAGGAGCGGCUGAGGUCGGCAAGAGAGACAGCCAAGCGGCCUGUCGGUGGCUUCCUCCUGGACGGCUUCCAAGGGAAUCCGGCAACCCUGGAGACCAGGUUGCAGUUGCUGUCAUCAGUCACUGCAGAGCUGCCAGAGGACAAACCAAGGCUCAUUUGUGGUGUCAGCCGGCCAGAGGAAGUGCUUGAGUGUGUUGAAAGAGGCGUGGAUGUAUUUGAGAGUUUUUUUCCCUAUCUAGUGACAGAGCGGGGAUGUGCUUUGACAUUCAACUUUGAUUACCAGCCGAAUCCUGAAGAGACAUUACUACAACAAAAUGGAAUACAAGAAGAAGUAAAAUGCGAGGAUCAAAUAAAGAAAAUUAAAACAACUGAUUGUAACCAAAAUGUGACAUCAUUUGAAAUUAAUCUGAAGGAAAAAAAGUACAAGGAUGACUUUAGGCCCCUGGUGAGCAAGUGUUCCUGUUACUGCUGCAAGAAUCACACUCGUGCAUACAUCCACCACCUGCUGGUGACCAACGAGCUGCUGGCCGGGGUCCUGCUUAUGAUGCACAACUUCGAACACUACUUUGGAUUCUUUUACUCCAUCCGGGAAGCACUAAAAAGUGACAAAUUGGCACAGCUAAAAGAGCUCAUUCGAAGGCAAACAUCUUGAGAACCGGCAGAGACAAAUCUGACUCUGCAUUGAGCAUGUACCGUGAUUCUAACGUGGGAAGAAGUGAAAAAGAAAUGAUCUUUAUUUUUUUGUUGAUUUGAUUUUUUUUUUU